GCCUAUCACGAAGAAGCAAUCGAACACCACAGACUCUACCUCUCCGGCUUCACACACCCCAGACACACCAACCACUCUUCCACCGGCCAAGCGACGGCGGGUGCGCAAGACGAUGAACCUCCUUCUCCACCGCGCCCUCCACCUACCUCGCCUCUCCCCCAGACGCGGCCAUGGCUUCACGGCCGCCGCCGUCCGCGCUCGCCUCUCCUCCCCUGAACCCGCUCCGCAGCAGCAGCCAGCCGUGCGCCUGGACAUAGCACCUCAAGUGAGCUUCGAGGCAGCCGUGGCAGCUACGGAGAGCAAGCUGCGGCGAGAGCAAGCUGCGUCGGGCGCCGACGACGGCGGCAGGACGUGCGCGCUGCCGACGUGGGCGCUCAUCGGCGGCAUCACGGCGGGCGUGGCCGUGGCGCUGGCCCUGUCGGCCGGUGCCGGCCCCGCGCUGGCGCUGGGGCCCGAGGGCCCGCUGGUGGAGGAGUUCUGGGACAACAUGCGGCGGUACGCGCUGUACGUGGUGACGGUGAGCACGGGGGUGGCGUACACGGUGCUGCAGCCUAUCGUGGAGCUGCUCAAGAACCCCGUCACGGCGCUGCUCAUCGUGGCGGUCCUCGCCGGCAGCGGGUUCCUCGUCUCGCAGGUGCUCAACGCCAUGGUCGGCAACUCCGACUUCAUCUACAGGUACGAGUAGCGGCGCGGGCGGAGGCGGCAAGAGCGUGCGGCGCUGCGCGAGCCCUCCGUGCCCGGGGUGGAUCAGAAUCAGAUUGGAUGCACGGGUGACGUGUCAGUGCAUCAUUGGCUGGCACCGGUGCUGAGCUCGCGAGCUAGCACUAGACCGUGUGAGUGUACCCGAGAGCGCCUCGUCGGCUCUUCCUCUUCCCUUUUUAGCUAGCUAGAACAGGGAUGCCGUUGCCAUGUGAUUGAAGCUUGUUUGCCUCGUCAGGGUUGUAGUUUAUCAGUCUGUAUCAGCCUGCUGUUUGGUACUUGUCACUUUGAGCAAGUUGGCAACGUGCGUUUGCUGCUCGUUGGCUCCGAUUUGCUCUUCACGCUAUUCGUUUUACCCUCAAA
Panicum hallii is the source of this 1062-nucleotide messenger RNA. RefSeq lists its product as uncharacterized. NCBI's taxonomy places the organism in Eukaryota, Viridiplantae, Streptophyta, Magnoliopsida, Poales, Poaceae. Bases 113 to 685 code for a protein of 190 amino acids. The record is from RefSeq and is a predicted model, not a curated record. The transcript has a single exon.